CGGGCACUUGUUUCAAUAGACGCCAUGACACCCCAUCAUCUGUUUACAAGAGGCUGAGAGGUUGACGUGAGGCUGUGUGACAUGUCGCCCUAAGGAAGCAGAUGUGACAUGUGUCCCUAAGACCGCCCCUGCCUCCACCACCACGGUCCUCUCGCCCUCACAGUUGGCCCUGGAUGCGCCCUCCAGCUGGCCCUGAACAUGGCACAGUGCAAGCUCACGCCUCACGAGUAUAUUCAAAACGCCUUCGCUCCGCAAGUGGCCAUCCUGUGUAGUGAAGAUGCCGAUAAUCUCUGCCUCAAGAAUAAUUUAAGAUUCGUGGAAUUAAUACAGCCUUUCUGUCGGCUUAAUAAUGAGAUACGUAUUGCUGAUCCAUCUGGCAACACUGUGCCUGUUCGAAAUCUUCGGGUGGUUUUCGAAGACAUGAACCGACGACCGCCUCAGCCCACUCUUGGCAAGAAGCUACUAAGUGAGGUAGUGAGCACGACACCUUGGGAUAGGCCAGUUACCAGGACAGUGGGCGCUUCUGGAACUCGAGACGCUUUGGAACUAGAACUACAACCAACAACUCCUUGGUUUGAAGCUUGGCGGGAUACAUUUCUUCAUGUUCAGUAUCCCUCGGACCAUGAAUUUACAAAGCAUUAUAUUGCAUGUAUUGUGGUAGUAGCAUCAACAAGUGAAAAUCCAAUGGACCAGCUCAACAGAUUAUCUCAGUACCAACACCAGCAGCUACACCAGACACCAGCACGCUUCCCCAAGUGGUUUUCUCCAAAUAUCCUCAAGUUUUAUCUUCUCAUUCAUGAUGUGACAGUUGGAGACCUAACGAAAUCAGAACAAGUGUUUGAACAGAUGACUAGCAUGUAUGGUAGCAGUAACUGCCACCUGUUACAAAUCAACUCUCGACACACGGACCAAACGGAUGUUCACCUACCUGACCCCUGGAGCCAGUUCCUUAUUCAAAGAGCAUCCUGUGAUCCGAGUGGAGGGAGCAGUUCAGAAGCUAGCAGUGGAACAGGGACUCCCCGGGAGGACGUGAGUGGCCUCCCGUCCCGUGUUACCGAAGGCGACACAACUGAUAACUGUGAACCGAUACAUCCUCUUUCUCCGACAGUACCUCCAAUAGAUGAAAAAAAUGGGACUUACGACAUGAUGCCUGGGGUAGAGAUAUCACCUGAUGUUCCUGUGAUGGUGAAUAGACCUAGCUUGCCAGCUGGGUCAGUUCAACACCAUGGUGGUUGCUUAACUUCGUCUGAUGUUGACCGCAUACGUAUAUUUGUUCAUGAAUUUUGUGUACGAUCAUUAAUUCCUCAUGUGGAAAGGCAGGUAAGAUACUUGAAUGAUGUAGUAACAAAUAGAUCACGCUCCAAGUCUCUUCUGAGUGCCACACGACGUUGGCUUGUUGGGAAUAAGAGUCCUGGCAGUGCCACAAAUUCUGUCAUAUACAGUCCUGAAGCCACUGAACUUCAAACAAGGCGGCUUGGAGACUUGUGUUUUAUGUUUGGACUUUACGAACUAUCAUAUAGUUUUUAUCACACAGCAAAGAAUGACUUUAAAAGUGAUCAAGCGUGGCUGUAUUUUGCCGGUGCACAGGAAAUGGCUGCACUUGCCGCGUUUAUGCAGAACAGUUCGGAUUAUCCCAAGCGCUACUUAGAAAACAGUUUGCAGACCUACUUAAAUGUUUGCAAGGUGUAUAACUUUGCUAUACGAUCAACAUUACUCAGCUCAGAAGUUCUAAAACAUUGUGGAGAAUACGGCGAAGCGGCAAUGAUGUUUAUCAAGCUUACUUCAGAGGAGAGCGAUUUGUUGUCGGCGCUUAUGUUAGAACAAGCAGCUCACUGUUUCAUUAAUUCACAGAGGCCACUACCACGAAAAUAUGCUUUUCACAUGACUCUUGCAGGACACCGAUUUAGCAAAGCGGGGCAGCGAUCACAUUCUUUACGAGCAUACAAGCAGGCUUUCCAGGUGUAUGCAACUCGAGGUUGGGGCCUUGCAGAAGAUCACAUUCACUUUACCUUAGGAAAGCAAGCUCACUAUUUAAAGCAGCUUACAGAGAGCUUGGAAGCUUACAGUCAUCUGGUGGACCAAAGACUAAAGCAAAAUGCUUCCAGCCAACAGUCUUCUUCCCAGCAGAUGACUUAUGUGAGGGAAUUUGUCAACACUUUUCAUCAGUAUGUUCAGCAGGAAUGGGAUCCCUCAACUGGUCUCCCUUGUCUUCCACUUCCAUUAAUUAACUCUCAAGCAACUCGAGUCUUGUUGGGAGCUCCUCAAGAUUCUUCAAGAAGUUUGGAAUGGACACCUGCAUCUCAUGUGUCAUUAGACAGUGAUCUGACUAAUAAUGAACGAUGGUUUUCAUUAGAACGAAACUUGCUCGAGACAAGUCAAGGCUCGUCUUUGGUAUUUCGGCCAAAUUUGCAAUUACUCAGUAGUGACACCCCAAAUACGCAGAGCCCUGUUGUUCCUGUAAAUGAACCUGUAUUAGUUGAGGUUUUGAUGGAAAAUCCUUUAGAAGUGAGUUUAAUGAUCAGUGAUAUUCGAUUGGUUUUCACGUUUGUGCCAGAAAAUAAUGUUGAUGUCAAUGAUGCUCCUGUAAAAGACUUUUUAUAUUCUGGGUUUAAUCUCCCAGCUGGUGCUCAGGAAAAAGUUAGAUUAGAAUUACAUCCCCAGUGUAUAGGAAAACUGUUAAUAAAAGGGGUGGUAUAUAAACUUUGCCUUACGCCUGACAUGACCUCGGCACCGCCUCCUGGGUCUUCUUCAUCUCCUGUAAUUAUUGAAGGUCAGCAGUUCGUGGAAGUCAAGGGACCACGACUGAAUAACACAUCUGCAGAGAAGUGCAGCGUCGUUUAUGCAUGUGAUAAGAGAUUAGAAAUUACUGUUGUGCCACCAAUGUCUCGGCUAAAUGUAUCAUUUCAUGACAUACCUCAGAUUCUCAGCUGUGGUGAGUUGUGUAGUACAGAUGUGUUGAUAACAAAUGUAGGGCCAUGUCCAGUGAGUAAGCUUAUGCUGGCUGUGUCCGAUCCUAACCAUGUGUACCUGGACACAAACGAAACUGGGUUACCAGCUAAGCACAUAUGUGUCCUGUCUGAUUUUGAAACUGCAGAUAGCAAAAUUACUAAUUGGACUGCGGAAUUAACAUUACCCAAUGGCCUAUUGAAUUCUGGUGAUGUUUUAAAUGCCAAAUUGUGUCUUCAUGCACCCAUGACACCUGGAGCAUUUGAUGUGGAACUGCUCUUCUACUAUGAAACUCUGAAUUCACCUGGAAGGAGCAAAUAUCGGUUGGUACGACACUUCAGUAGUAUAUAUGUGGAAAGAAGCCUAAGUUUGCAGGUCUCUUCCACAAUAAGUCAAAAUCUUCAAGAAUCAUUAGAGCCCCAAGAAGGCGAAAAUAGAAUUUGCAGCUACACAUCCAACCUCAUUAUAGAAGCUCACAACAACUCUGAGGUAGACAGCAGCUGCAGCUCAUUCACAGUGAUUGGGUUGAGUGGGAACAGUGAGAAGUGGGCAGUUGUACCUCAUGCAAAUUUGCAAGGUCAACAGCUGAAAUCUGGAGAAUCUUCCCAUCUGGGUGUCAAGUGCAUUCAACAUCACAACACAAAAGGCUGCGUGCUGAUCCUGUCACAGCUUCACUUUGGCAGUUGCCAGGUCCCUCUGAACUCUUGGUGGCGCUUUUCACUAAGAGAACGCAUAAGUCUUCUAGACCUUGUGACUGAUCCUUCACCACCAAACCCAACGUCAGAGCACAUCCCUCCGCCACCAACCCCAACUCAAGAAGAGGCAAACCGCAUUAUUGCUGCGAAUAGUUUAGACAUGGUAGUUACUGUUUUGUGGAAGGGAGAAAGAGGUGGGCGUGAGACUUGGGGUCAACAUAGCAUUCAUCUGAAGAACCUUGGAGAUAGUGUAAGCAUACCCAGUUUACCUCUGGGCCACGCUGGAGAAGAGGAGAAGCCCCCUAUAAGAAUCAUUCCAGAGACCCCCUUACAGCUACUACAGUCUCCUCUUCCUGCAGCUUCCAAACAAAAGCACUUUGUCAAGAUCUCUGCUCAGUUUCCCGACUGCCUGGACCACGAUUUUAUUGCUAACAGAUUAUGCAGUCUUGAGUUUGAACUUUGUUUGCACAACUGUAGUGCGUGUCACCUUACAACAUUCCUCAAUCUGUGCCCUGAAGGCUUCUCUGGCAGUGGUGGAAGUGUGAGCAGUCACGUGUACUCACCCCAGGCCAGUACUCAACUGUUAUAUGUAGGAGGAACUGUACGCAAGGUUUCCCUCUUGCCGUGGGGAUGUAGUGUAGUUCCUGUCCGUGUUUUGAUAACGUGUCCUGGUACAUACAGCUUAGGCGUCUUCUCUGUGACUGCCUUGAGGCGAAAUGCUGCCGCAGAUAAAGCUGAGCAACCUAUACCACAAGCUUGCCAGUUGCAGACUGCUGUUACAGUUAGACAGGUGUCUCAAGGAAACCAUCACCUCAUACACAAUACAUGAUUGAUUUAAUGGGGGAGAGGGUAAACAGGGAAAUGUAGGUCUUUCUAUCUUUGUCUGUAUUAAUAAUUUCAUUAGCAAUGUAUAUUGUAUUACUGUUCCCCAAAAGAUUUGUUAGUGAGGGCAAUAGUGCCUGCUCUGUCUCGGUGCUUCUGUAAGAUAAGUUAUUAUACGAGACAGCAAUUCCACGCCUCCCAGCCACACACACACACACACACACACCUUUCUUAUGUGCCUGACUUUUGGUAGAAAGUUUGAGGCUUGUGAUUAUGUGAAAAAUAAGUUGUUCCUCAAAGUAUUUCUGCCAGGUCGCAGUGCUAGCAUAUACAAUACCUGCUCUCUUCGGUUUUCUUGUGAAUGAUCAGCAGGUAUUUAAAGGUAAGGUGCCCUGGGAUGAAACUCAGUUGUAUUUACCUAUUUGUACAGUUAUUUGUAAAUUUCCUAAGUAGGUAGUGGAUAUGUUUUCCUAAUUACAAAUAGAUUUAUCUUGUAAAAUUUUGUGUAGAAUAAUUGUUAAUUAUAUCAAUUAAAGAUAUUUUAUGUGAAAAAGAGAUUUUCAGACCAUCAUUUAUAGUAACCCUAUGCAAAGCAAACUUUUAUAAUUAAUGUUACUCAGAUCUGAAUUAUAAGUAAACACAAAUAAA
Messenger RNA from Procambarus clarkii (red swamp crayfish), 5111 nucleotides. RefSeq names its product trafficking protein particle complex subunit 8 homolog l(3)76BDm (gene l(3)76BDm). Gene Ontology annotation, cellular component: TRAPPIII protein complex. The record is from RefSeq and is a predicted model, not a curated record. NCBI's taxonomy places the organism in Eukaryota, Metazoa, Arthropoda, Malacostraca, Decapoda, Cambaridae.